GCUUUGAGAGCCGAUUCGCCACUGUCGGGUGGUGUAGGGUAAGUUAUCAGGAACCUCGACCAUCUCAGCUGAUUAACUAGCAGAAUGACUGAUUCCCCAGAGCAUCACUACAUUAAUCCCAGUAAAUAACUGCAAACGUUGUUCUUUGGUAGAGGACUAAAUGCACUCAGAGGAUCAGAUCACAAUUUGAUCAUCAGGAUAUUACUCACACUUAUUCAUGGCCACGGCAUCUCGAUCCUAAUUCGCUCAGACAUCGAAUCUUCUCCAGCCUGCAAAAGCUUGUUUACCGAAAGCGGACUAGUCUAUGAGCCUCCUAACAGCCAGGUGUCGAGACCAAUUCCGAACUUGACACUAUUGGCGAUCGCAUUCACAUCGAUCUCAAUCCGACGGAACAACAUCCCCAGACAAAGUACAAACACGACGAAUACUCCCACCCGAUCAUCAUCCAUUAUGGCUGAACAAGCUCUUGAUCAGAUUCGAGACGUCUUCGAUGGCCAAAUUGACUUUGAAGGACAGAAGCUGGCCGAGCUCCUUGCUACAGUUCUCCUUGUCAUUUCUGGCCUGAUCUCCUUCGUUGUCGGCUACAUCCUCCAAGAUAUCAAGCUCGCAGUCUACCUAGGUCUAGGAGGCACGGCGUUAACCUUCCUCGUCGUGGUGCCGGCCUGGCCCUUUUACAACAAACAUCCCGUCAAGUGGCUUCCAGCGGGGUACGCAUACGAUCUUGCAAGCAAAGGAAAUCAAUAGAUUGUAUACCGUGCACUGGGCCUCGCUGUGUCAUGACCUCUACAGCCUAUCGAAGCUGAUUAUGACACCUCAAUAAUACUGUUUCCUUGCAGAUGCUUUGUUCUUUUCUUCAUAAUCCAUGAUAUUCGGAUACGUCGACCGCAUCCUCUUUAUCGACCGUACUUCUGGAACUCCCAGUCCCUGUUGUCCAAAGGACAAACAGAUCGAGCCUUAAGCCAUCUCGAAAUACAGUGAAAGUGGAACGCAUGCUGUGUCUCUGUUAGCCGAAUGACACGAAAAGAAAGGGCGCGUUGCAGCCUUACGUUGCAUAUCCCCCAGGCCACGGUGCACUCUUCGCUUGUCGCAGAUGCUUGGUUUGCCUGGCAUUCGAUGCCUAAUGAUUUGUGAGCACUUUGUGAUAUAUAUACAACAAGAAUCCGAGUAAACAUACAUAGAUCCAUGAUGUGGUUUCGGCAGAUGGCACAGUUGUCAACAACGAUGUCCCAUGCCCAAAGAGCGACCGCAUUCCACUGUUCGUUUCCGGUCAGCAUGACUCCGGGAGGCUCACAACUGGCAACUCUGUACCUUCUUGACCUCAAAUUUCUUCUUUCCCUCGACACUCUUGCUGCCGGAGCCCUCGCCCUUCUUAGCGACGGGCGCAUCGCUCAUCUCAACGUCGGCCAUGUUUCGCGCUGUGCUGGUCGACCUGCAACACCACGCUAUGGUUGGUUUCGUUGACUGAUACCAAGUUACACUGGUUGGCUAGAAGCAGUCAGAAUUAUUCAUAUGUCGGUAAUCUUCAUGGACGGAAAAUGGGACAUGUAGCGCGCAGUUUCGGUUUGAAGGUAAGGAGACGUACGGAUAUCGUUUGUUCGAUAGAUCAAUAUGUCUAGAGUUGUGAAUGCUUGUAAUUGUCAGCAAUGAGAAGAGGAUGAAUAAACAGCUUCGGGCACGGUUUGCUUUUGUAAAGAAAAAGUACCUUGAUGGUGCAGUUGCGAGGAAGGCGAGGGGACUCACAGUGAAUUUGGUUCUGAGCAAGUGAUGAUGCGGCUCUGAACCUCUGCUCUAAAGGCUUCGGAUGCCGCAGAGCUCCUCUAGGUAGGCGGGCAGGCGGACAGGCAGCUGGAGGAGUUCAAGCCUUAGGUCACCUCACCUAAUUCAGGCUGCGUCCGGCGGGAGAGUGGCGGGGCGGGGUCGAUCACAGAGGCCCUAUCGCUUAUCAGUCGUGAUGAGACUUUCGCUAGAAACGAAACAUAGAAGUCUCACAC
Molecule: messenger RNA, 1991 nt
Organism: Fusarium odoratissimum NRRL 54006
Lineage: Eukaryota; Fungi; Ascomycota; Sordariomycetes; Hypocreales; Nectriaceae
Exons: 3
Coding region: 451-744 (97 amino acids)
Biological process (GO): protein targeting to ER
Cellular component (GO): signal peptidase complex; endoplasmic reticulum membrane
Source: RefSeq, a predicted model, not a curated record